UUCCGUCUUCCUUGUUUUGUGUAUGUUUGUGUGUCUUCGCUCGGGCUUCCAUAUUCACCGGACUCGAUGAGAACAACAAUACUAUGGAUCCGGAUAUAGAGGACAAAACCCUGGAGCUGAUGUGUUCUUUGCCUCGUUCUGUCUGGCUGGGUUGUUCUUCAGUGGCAGAGAGUCUGUGUGCUCUCAGAUGCUUGCAGAGUCUCCCCACCUCCCGGGCUCACAACCAGAGCAUGACAGUGAUGGAGUCACAGAAUCACACAGAUGAUGUCUCAACAAUGAAAACGACAGUAUUCAAGUUAGGGAACGGUUCAGUACGGGGUUCGAGGAAGAGAUCAUCUCAGGGGAACUUUGAGAAGGAGAAAGAUCUGUGUAUCCAGGUGUUUGAUCAGUGGUCUGAAUCGGAUCAGGUGGAGUUUGUGGAACAUCUGAUCGCACGCAUGUGCCAUUACCAACACGGCCAUAUAAACUCUUAUCUGAAACCCAUGUUACAGAGAGACUUCAUCACCUCGCUGCCAGCUCAGGGUCUGGAUCACAUAGCGGAGAACAUCCUCUCAUUUUUGGACGCUCGCUCUCUGUGCUCCGCGGAGCUCGUGUGUCGGGAGUGGCAGCGCGUCAUUUCAGACGGAAUGCUCUGGAAGAAACUCAUCGAGAGGAUGGUGCGCACAGAUCCGCUGUGGAAAGGCCUGUCAGAGCGACAUCAGUGGGAGAAAUAUUUAUUUAAGAACCGAGCUAACGAGGUUCCGCCCAAUUCAUACUAUCAUUCACUCUAUCCCAAAAUUAUACAGGACAUCGAGACGAUCGAAGCGAACUGGCGUUGUGGCCGUCACAAUCUUCAGCGGAUUCAGUGUCGAUCCGAGAACAGUAAAGGAGUUUACUGCCUUCAGUACGAUGAUGAGAAGAUCAUCAGCGGCCUGCGAGACAACUCCAUCAAAAUCUGGGAUAAGCAGUCCCUGGACUGUUUGAAGGUUCUGACGGGACACACCGGAUCAGUUCUGUGUCUGCAGUAUGAUGAGAGAGUCAUAGUGACGGGAUCUUCUGAUUCUACUGUCAGGGUAUGGGAUGUUGGUUCUGGAGAAGUUCUAAACACUCUGAUCCAUCAUAACGAGGCAGUUCUGCACCUGCGGUUUUGUAACGGGCUGAUGGUCACGUGUUCUAAAGAUCGCUCCAUCGGCGUGUGGGACAUGGCGUCCGCUACCGACAUCAGUCUGCGGCGCGUGCUCGUGGGUCACCGUGCUGCCGUUAACGUGGUCGACUUUGACGACAAAUACAUCGUGUCUGCAUCUGGAGACAGAACUAUUAAAGUGUGGAGCACCAGCACGUGUGAGUUUGUGCGGACUCUGAACGGUCAUAAGCGAGGUAUCGCAUGUCUGCAGUACAGAGACAGACUCGUGGUCAGUGGCUCUUCAGACAAUACUAUCAGACUGUGGGACAUUGAGUGUGGUGCGUGUCUGCGUGUGUUGGAGGGUCACGAGGAGCUCGUGCGCUGCAUCAAAUUUGAUAACAAGCGGAUUGUGAGCGGAGCAUAUGAUGGGAAAAUUAAAGUUUGGGAUUUACAGGCUGCUUUGGAUCCUCGAGCCCCUGCCAGUACAUUAUGUCUGCGUACACUCGUGGAGCAUUCUGGGCGUGUGUUCCGACUGCAGUUUGAUGAGUUCCAGAUUAUAAGCAGUUCCCAUGAUGACACAAUCCUUAUAUGGGACUUCCUGAAUGACUGCACCAAUGGACAGCCAGAGGGGCAGUCGCCCUCACGGACCUACACGUACAUCUCAAGAUAGCAGUUGCAGUUUCCGUUCUUUUGCAGAAUUGCCCUUUUAGGUGCCUCUUCCAUGUGCCGGUGUGUCCUGGGAGAGCUGAUUGGUCCUUGGCCGUGUCCGUCACAGAAUGGUGUCCAGUGGUCUGCCUCCCCUUUCUGUCUGGCAAAAAAAAAACUUUAAAACACACAAACUGUCACAUAUUCCUGCUUUUGCCCAACACAAAACACACAUUCGAUUACUCAACACACCCACUGCACUAAACAUGUCAAACACUCUUAUAUUCAAAACUCUGUUCUGCAUAAUAUAGUGGACAAGCACAAACACAGAUGUUUAACAGCUUCAAACUGUAUCUAUACCAUCACUGCUGCUCAAAUAACCCUGAGAAGAAGUGGUUCACACAAGCUCUGCUCUAACUGCUCACACGAGAGAUUGGGUUUCUGGGAGUGACAUGUAAACGGACAGAAGUGAGCCAGAAAAGACUUUUAUGUACUGCUGCACGAGAGAAAUGGAUUCGUGAAAUCUGCAGAAGGUAAAAAUGAAACAAGCCGAAACCGAAAUGAAAGAGCACAAGAGUGUUGAAGGGUGUUUAUCGCCUUUUCUGCCCUCUCGCUGUCGCUUUCUCACAACACCUCUGUUCAGGACCCAGGACACACUCGUUUUUCAGUUUCGGCAUGCAUGUGAGGUUUAUUUGCGUGACCGUCUGCUCUGAUGCCUCUUUAUAUUUUGUCUCUCGUCUUUGUUGAUUUGUUUCAUUGUUUCAUUUGAUUUUUUCAUCUGUUUAGUAUAGUUGUAGGCAUUGUAAAUCUUUGUCUCGAUGUCUAGUAUCUUUCUCUUUGCCUGCUUGCUCAUCGAGGGCUGAAUCUUGUUGUAAACAGAAUUGUCUUGUCAGAUUGUGUUGUAUAUUAAAAAAAAAGAGAUUUUUAAGAAAACAAAUAUUGUGAAUAAAGUACUUGCCCAUG
Molecule: messenger RNA, 2710 nt
Organism: Myxocyprinus asiaticus (Chinese sucker)
Lineage: Eukaryota; Metazoa; Chordata; Actinopteri; Cypriniformes; Catostomidae
Product: F-box and WD repeat domain-containing 11-A
Exons: 15
Coding region: 84-1772 (562 amino acids)
Molecular function (GO): protein dimerization activity
Source: RefSeq, a predicted model, not a curated record